Pundamilia nyererei is the source of this 2450-nucleotide messenger RNA. It is a transcript of the gene abce1, whose product is annotated as ATP-binding cassette, sub-family E (OABP), member 1. Gene Ontology annotation, molecular function: ATP hydrolysis activity; ATP binding. Lineage: Eukaryota; Metazoa; Chordata; Actinopteri; Cichliformes; Cichlidae. The transcript has 18 exons. The record is from RefSeq and is a predicted model, not a curated record. The coding region runs from base 372 to 2111 and encodes 579 amino acids.
UCACAGACGCGUUAGUACAUGUCUCCGGGGUGUCGUGUCAGUGCAUCAGAAAUACGGCUGCACGUCCAAAAUAGUUUAAAUCCGCUUCUAUUUACACACUUCGAAUCUCCCACUUUUUUGCGCCUCAGCGUCGCUUCUUAUACACGUCACCAGCGCUGAGCAAGCAGUCGCAUGCUAACUGCGAUACUCCCGCCAUCUUUCCUGCCGGCUUCCAGCCCGUGAGAGGAACACGUUGCUGGAAAAAAAACAGAAGUUUCACCCCACAGUUUUUGUCUCUAAACGUGUCUUCUCUAAUAAUCCCUUCUUAACCGGGUAGCUGGAGCCGGAUAAGGCUCCACAGGUGCUAACGUCCAUCAUUCCCGCCCUCAAUCAUGGCGGAUAAGAACACCAGGAUCGCCAUCGUCAACCAUGACAAAUGCAAACCUAAGAAAUGCCGUCAGGAGUGCAAGAAGAGCUGCCCGGUCGUCCGUAUGGGUAAACUGUGUAUUGAGGUGACUCCACAGAGUAAGAUAGUGUGGAUCUCAGAGUCUCUGUGCAUAGGCUGUGGCAUCUGCAUCAAGAAAUGUCCGUUUGGAGCACUGUCGAUCGUCAACCUUCCCAGCAACCUGGAGAAGGAAACCACACACAGAUACUGCGCCAACUCCUUCAAACUGCACCGGUACGGCGAUAAACCUCCAAAGCUUUGUGUUUUAAUGAUCCGUACUUUGAAAUCCCAGAAUCCUCCAGACUGGCAGGAGAUCCUGACCUACUUCAGAGGGUCCGAGCUGCAGAACUACUUCACCAAAAUCCUGGAGGACGAUCUGCGGGCCAUCGUGAAGCCGCAGUACGUCGACCAGAUCCCAAAGACCGUCAAGGGGUCAGUAGGGGCCAUCCUGAGCAGGAAAGAUGACACAGACACGCAGGACCUUGUCUGUGAACAACUUGAUCUGAGUCACCUGCGGGAGAGAAACGUGGAGGAUCUGUCCGGAGGAGAGCUGCAGAGGUUCGCCUGUGCUGUCGUCUGCAUCCAGAGAGCUGACAUUUUCAUGUUUGACGAGCCGUCCAGUUACCUGGAUGUUAAACAGAGGCUGAAGGCCGCCAUCACCAUCCGCUCACUCAUCACGCCCGACAGGUACAUCAUCGUGGUGGAGCACGAUCUGAGCGUGCUGGACUACCUGUCGGACUUCAUCUGCUGUCUGUACGGAGUGCCGAGCGCCUAUGGAGUCGUUACCAUGCCCUUCAGCGUCAGAGAGGGUAUCAACAUCUUCCUGGACGGUUACGUCCCCACGGAGAAUCUCAGGUUUCGCGAGACGUCGCUGGUCUUUAAGGUGGCUGAGACGGCCAAUGAGGAGGAGGUGAAGAGACUCAGGCAUUACCAGUAUCCGGACAUGUCGAAGACGAUGGGCGAGUUCACGCUGGACAUCAAAGGAGGAGAGUUUACAGACUCUGAGAUCAUGGUGAUGCUGGGAGAGAACGGCACAGGGAAGACGACCUUCAUCAGGAUGUUGGCCGGUGGGCUCAGACCUGACGGAGGAGGCGAGAUUCCCAUCCUGAACGUCAGCUACAAGCCUCAGACCAUCAGCCCCAAGUUCAAGGGCAGCGUCCGAGCUCUGCUGCACGAGAAGAUCAGAGACGCCUACACGCACCCGCAGUUCAUCACCGACGUCAUGAAGCCGAUGCAGAUCGAGAGCAUCAUCGACCAGGAUGUGCAGAACCUGUCUGGAGGUGAGCUGCAGAGAGUCGCCCUCACACUCUGUUUGGGAAAACCGGCCGACGUGUACCUCAUCGACGAGCCCUCUGCCUACCUGGACUCCGAGCAGCGAUUGAUGGCCGCCAGAGUCAUCAAGAGGUACAUCCUCCACGCCAAAAAGACAGCAUUCGUGGUGGAGCACGACUUCAUCAUGGCGACCUACCUGGCCGACAGAGUCAUCGUGUUUGACGGGAUUCCCUCCAAGAAGACUUCAGCCAACACGCCUCAGAGUCUGCUGGCUGGGAUGAAUCGCUUCCUGUCGCUGCUGGAGAUCACAUUCAGGAGAGAUCCGAACAAUUUCAGGCCGAGGAUCAACAAACUCAACUCCAUCAAGGACACGGAACAGAAGAAGAGUGGGAACUAUUUCUUCCUGGACGAUUAAGACCCACCUGACCAAUGGCGACUACCCAGCCGCAUCUUGGAGCCGGCGCACGCUCAAGCGUUAUAACCUCAACAUUUCAUGGCCGGCCUGCCAAACAGCAGACAUAUUAAAACUUUAAAUAAAAAACAUUUAAGAAAAACAAAGAAACAUCAGCCUAUAUGUACCGGACUGCAUUCAAUAGCCAGCAAUGUUGUGAAGUGUUUAAAAAUAAAGUGCAUUGCGUUGUGUGUGUGUGUGUGCGUCAGGCUGAACACGCUCGGCUGAAUUCAGAGGCAGCGAGAAUAUUUUAACACCUGUACAUUUACAAUCAGAAUAAACUGAUGCUUCCUGAACCAGGAA